Messenger RNA from Plasmodium reichenowi, 290 nucleotides. Its product is annotated as vesicle transport v-SNARE protein, putative. Gene Ontology annotation, cellular component: membrane. The annotation marks the transcript as partial. Lineage: Eukaryota; Apicomplexa; Aconoidasida; Haemosporida; Plasmodiidae. The transcript is spliced from 4 exons. The record is from RefSeq and is a predicted model, not a curated record. Gene Ontology annotation, biological process: intracellular protein transport.
AUAUGACAAAAAAAUAUAAAGAAGGGGUUGACUUUCUCAAAGAGUCCGAAAGGAGAGCCCAAGAUAUUGAAGAUAUAGGAUAUACAAUUAUGAGCGAAUUAAAUUCACAAAGGAGUGCAAUACUAAGAACAAAACACCAUACGGAUGAAACUCGACAGGAACAAAAUCGUGUGAAAAGAAUGUUACUAAGUAUAUAUCAAAAUAAGUUGGUAUUUAAAGGCUUAUUAAUAUUAAUUAUAAUUCUUUUAGUUAUAGCUAAUAUAGGAGUAAUAAUAUAUAAGAUUAGAUAA